This is a messenger RNA of Cercopithifilaria johnstoni, 888 nucleotides long. NCBI's taxonomy places the organism in Eukaryota, Metazoa, Nematoda, Chromadorea, Rhabditida, Onchocercidae. The record is from the annotation of a GenBank genome assembly.
AUGAAAGGACAAAGAAAGCAAUUCGGUACACGUUAUUUGAACGAUGAAUUGGAAGUAUUUAAAUACAAUGCAUGGGAUAAUGUGGAAUGGAAAUUUGAACAGGAAGAAGAAGCACGUAACCAGAUAGCUAACCAAAAAAAAUCACCUGUUGCAUCUCAGGAAGCUGAAUAUUUGCUGCAAAAUCCUGCUGAACAGUGGGAUACAUUUUACCGAACACACAGGAGUAAAUUUUUUAUGGACCGUAAUUGGCUGCUAACCGAAUUUCCUGAAUUAAAUGUUGAAUGUCGAAAAUCAGAUGAUCCACUUUACGUUUUGGAUGUUGGAUGUGGCGCCGGCAAUGCCACGAUACCGUUGUUGCAAGCAUCUGAACAAUCUGGAAAAAUGUUUGUUUAUGCUUGCGAUUAUUCACUGCAGGCUAUGGAUAUUCUGAAGCAGGAUACGGUACAGUGGUCCGAUAGGUGUAAACCGUUUGUAUGGGACAUUACGGGACAAAUAACAGAAAUUGUACCUGUGGGAUCCCUCGACAUAGUCCUUUGUAUUUAUGUACUCUCGGCAAUCCCACCAGAAAAGCAGCAACAGACAGUUGAUAAUUUAGCCAGUUUGCUGAAACCAGGUGGUGUAUUAUUAUUGAAGGAUUACGCACAGUUUGAUAUGACGCAAUUGAGGUUUAAGAAGAACCGUUUAAUAGACGAAAAUUUUUAUCGUCGUGGUGAUGGAACUCUGGUUUAUUUCUUCAGCCAGGAUGAACUGGAUAGGUUAUUUACUGAAGCUGGUUUGGAAAAAGAAAUUAAUGUUUUGGAUCGACGAUUAAUAGUAAAUAGAGCUAAAAGAGUGAAAAUGUACCGCAUGUGGGUGCAAUGUAAAUAUGUGAAAAGUGCUUUGUUAUGA